AUGGCUUCAACACCACUCACCCCCAUGGAUCCCAACCAUCUCAACCCUCACUUUCACGCCCUCGACAUCAUCCUCGGCUACCUCAACCGCGGCAACUCCGCCCUCGAGAUCCAACAUCUCUCCUCCGCCGCAGAAGCCUGGUGCCAGCAACAUCACCCUCUCCCACUCAACUACACCCCAGUCAAUCUCGACGAGGUCCUCUGGACUCAUCCUUUCCUAUUCGAUCUCAGUAUCCGGUCCUUUGCCCGCCUCAAUUCCUUCAACGGUUGCAGAUGUAGAAGCAACUUCACCCAAAACACCAGGUUGAGCAAGAUCAAUACUCCCCCGGCCUCCCUAUCACACAUCAGACCCCUAGUCACCGCCCAGCAAUUCUUCUCCGCCAUGAUCGAUGCUUAUACGCUGCACGUAGGAGGAAACGGUAGGUGUUUCCACGACCGCAUCGUCGCCCAGGACCUCAAGGCCUCGCCAAUCAUCUACUACAUCCCCGAAGUGAUUCAUCGCAUCGCAGCGCUGAAUGUUUGUGAGCUGCUCACCAGUGAGUUUUCGACUUUAAGUCCAAAGACUAGCUUGGGCUUCUCGUACCAUCUUGCGAAGGCGGUGGAUAUUGUCAUGAUGGAUGCUCCUCCGGUCAGCGAAUAUGACGCUCUUGCAGAGCCGAUGGACAUUGAUGACUUCAACCAAGAGGCACUUGCGCUGCAAAAUCCCUUUGCUAAUGUCAAUACUCGUGCAAAUACACGUCGAGAAAAGCGGAAAUUUGCUUCCAAGGGCAACAAGAGUUCUCGACCUGAUCACUCUCGACCUAAUCACUCUCGACCUAAUCAUUCUCGAGCUCAUCAUUCUCGACCUAAUCACAAUCAAUCCAAUCAGUUUCGAUCUAAUCAGCCUCGACCCAAUCAUUCUCGAUCUAAUCACACUCAAUCUAGUCACUCUCACAGUAAGCAAUCUUCAGGUGUCAAGAAGAAGAGGAAGAAGAAUCAUUGA
Messenger RNA from Trichoderma breve, 981 nucleotides. RefSeq lists its product as uncharacterized. The transcript has a single exon. Lineage: Eukaryota; Fungi; Ascomycota; Sordariomycetes; Hypocreales; Hypocreaceae. The record is from RefSeq and is a predicted model, not a curated record. Bases 1 to 981 code for a protein of 326 amino acids.